Molecule: messenger RNA, 3576 nt
Organism: Xiphophorus hellerii (green swordtail)
Lineage: Eukaryota; Metazoa; Chordata; Actinopteri; Cyprinodontiformes; Poeciliidae
Product: tissue factor-like
Exons: 7
Coding region: 120-989 (289 amino acids)
Biological process (GO): blood coagulation; cytokine-mediated signaling pathway
Cellular component (GO): plasma membrane
Molecular function (GO): protein binding; cytokine receptor activity
Source: RefSeq, a predicted model, not a curated record
CUCUCUGCCCUGCUACAUAAAAACAGUCUGAGCCGCUGAAAACCAGAUGAGCUUCUUUUCAGCUCAGGUAGUUAGUGAAGGACCACAGAUUGCCUUGGAACGUAUUCUAGUGUGUUAACAUGGCUUGUAUAAAAACUCUGCUGUCUGUGGGAGCAUGUAUGACUGCUUGGAGCAUGACCACAGGUGACACUUCUGUUCCCAAAGCACAGAAUGUUCAUUGGACAUCUCUAGAUUUUCAAACUAUUCUCAAAUGGACUGUUGAAGAGUCUGAGCAUACAUAUACCGUCAUGUACUCUGAAAAAGAUCACAACUGGAUGGAUGUUGAUAACUGCUUCAGCAUGUCGGAGACUGAAUGUGAUUUGACUCAACAGCUUGAAGCAUCGAACAAGAACUAUGAAGCUGAUAUUAGAUCAGACUCUGACCACCUUGCUGAUGAGUUUGGCUUGGACUAUGACUUUCCUCACACCUAUGCCCCAGUGUUUAACCCCUACAAAGAGAGCAAUAUCAGCGCUUUGGAAUUUUCCAUCACGGAUGUUGAUGAGGGCACCGUCAUCCUCAACAUCACACAUCCACUGACCUCCAUCACUGUGGGAGGGAAGCAGCAAACUAUCAAGGACAUUCUGAAAAAUGAUCUGAAGUAUAAGAUCAUCUACUACAAGUCUGGAAGCACAGGAAAGAAAGAUAAGAUUGCUGACUCCAGCUCAGCAGAAGUUUCAGGACUGGAUGCUGGACAGAGCUACUGCUUCAUGGUGGCAGCUUUCAUUCCCUCCAGACCUAAAGCCACCCAACUUGGAGCCUGGAGCACACAGCAGUGUAGACGAGGAGACACACACUUCACACAAGAUUUAAGCCUUGGAGCUUGGGUUGGCAUCAUCUUCAUCCUAAUCACAGUCAUCAUUGUCUUCAUCACAACAACUAUCCUCUGCUGCAGAAGAAAUCACAAAAGGCACAAAAACAUCCAAACAGCUGAGUCAUCAGCUCCUAUCUGAGGUGCACAGUAUUUUCUGUCUGUCCUUUUUUUUUUUUUUUACAUUUAUCUGAACACAUUUCAUGCUUUCUGAUAGGAGGAUGAAUAGAGGUACAUGAUGAAGAAAAUAAGGUUUUCAGUCACCAACUUCAGAUUGAUCCUCCUGCCUUAUUGUUUAUCAAUAAUAAAGUUAAAACAAAUGAAUGAACAUUCAAUUCAGAGAGUCAGAACAUUGGAUUCCCAUUAACAGAAAGUUGCCGGUAUUACAGCCAAGGAUAUGUUAAGUACUUCAGCAGUGCUGUAUAGUAUUUAGGUCGGUUUUCUGUAAAGCAACAAUGAUAAAUCAGAUAAAAGUCCUUGAAAGUAGUUUUCUUUUAGUGUACCAACAAUAUAAAGAAAAAAGUUGAUCUUGUUUAUGUGGAAUGCUCUAAUAUUUUUUACUUAAAUAGUUUAUAAAUUCUGUUAUGUUUUUUAUACAUUAUGUUCCAAUAAAAAAAACAAAAAAUUAUUUCCUCCUUCCUUUGCAUUGGACAGACUGAAAUGACACUGUGUCGUAUAGAGUCACUCCAAAUCUGAAUGCUGACGAGGCAGGUGGUUGAUUAUUAACCGUCUUUAGCUGGAUGAGAAAGCCAAGAGGCAGAUUGAGGAAAGAUGCAUAAUCAACCUGAGAUGAACAGAGACUCAAGGAAACAACAAAUCGGCUGGAAAACAGCAACACUGAUCUAGGAGAACAAAAUACAAAUGCACAAAGAACACAAAGAAUAAAUAAAAAAACUAAAUACUAAGAAAUAGCCUAUGGCAAGACUUUUUCAACAAUAGCGGUGGUUUCUGAUAUGGGCAACUGCCCAGGGUGGCAUCUUGUGGGGGAAGCAUGAGCGCCUCCACCCCGCCUCCAUCCUCCAAAACUCCGAGCCCCCUGCUCUUACAACAGAGGAUCUGAAUGCAAAUAGUAAUAGUAAUAUUUUGUGUUUGUUCAUUGUGUUGUUUUUAUUAUGUAAAUCACAUCAAAAUUCUUAUCGCUAAAAUGUGCUAUACAAAUAAACUUGACUUGAAUAUAACAAGACUUCAGCUGUUAUAAAUAAACAAGGAAGAUGGAUCAAGUUCUUUAAGAUAAUAUUUGACAUGAACUGGUUCUAAAAUACUAACUACGUUGAAUUCAUGGAUUAAUAGUGAUGAAUUCAGUGUUAACACCACAAAUAAAAUGAGGAUCAAAUAUGUCUGUCAAACUGAUGGUUUCACUAACAAUUGUUAUGGUAACCAGUGCAGUUGUAACUGAAGGCAGGACCUGGUAAGUGGACAGCAAGCCAAGCUUGAAUCAGAUUGAUUUAUCAGCCAUUGUGUGUUGCAACUCCAAGGUCUUAUAAAGACAGACCAUGCAUUCUAUUUCACUUUCAAAUAUGCAAAAUAUCUUUAAGGUUUAAUGUUUCUCCAUGACCUCAUCUGUCAUUUCGUGCUCCUUAUAUUAAGACGAUGUCUCAUGUACAAUUCAACUGGCUCUCUAAAGAAAUAAUCAGACUAGCUGUUGGACGGACAGUUUUAUUCCUUGAAUACUUCACAAAAUGUACCAUUUACACAAGAACAGUUUUUUUCUAUCUGACAGACAAACACAUUAUUAUAGCAGGAAAUUGUUCCUCCAACAGGUUCAAACACAAUUUCGCUGACUGUCAUGUGACUUAACAUGGCUUUUAACAAACAAAAAGAUCAAUGAAUAAAUAGAGACAGCACUAAAUGAGGACACAGAUAAAGUGUCAACAACUCAUCUGUGUGGGUAACAUCUUCUGGUUAAAAUUGCAUUUGCAAUCUAUAGCAUACAUAACAAUAAAAAAAGAUGGUUUUAGACAUUUCCUAAAAUGUAACAAAAACCAUGCAUAGAUAGAAAAUUUUAAUUUCAUAACAAAACUAUUUGUUCUGUUUAUUUAUUGGAACUCCCUGUCAGAUAAUGUAACUUGAAGCAGUUUAAGUCAGGUAUAUUGUCAGGAUUCUAACUGCAUCAGUUACUUUCACAAUACAACUGGGUUAUGCAAAAAUUGAUCUGCAAAUUCAUGAACACAUUAACAAGAAAUAGUUCAUUAAAGGAAGAUAAAGUAUAAAAUCUUUUAUAACAUGAAAAGAAGCUUCCACCUCAUUGCAGCUCCUACAGUAGAGUUGAUGUAUUUGUGAGUCAUUGGUAAUAGCAUUAAACAUUUAGUUCCUAUUGCACUCAAUCAAUUCUGGACCCCAGUGGCUACAUCAGGCAGUGCAUCAGCCUUCUUCUGUCCUUUCCAAGAAGCUCUUACGUUUUUCACACCAACAAAAAACAUGAUUUUUAUGUUUAAAUAUCAUGUCCCGUAAUAAAAAAUAUUUUAAUAUUUCUUGCUUAUAUAUGUAAAAUUUGGUUAAAAACAGAAGUUAAAGCUGUCUUUUGUAGUAUGACCAAUAAUUUGAGAUUCAUGUAGCAGCUUCAGUGUGCUUGAAUGAGAUAUUGCAUGUUUACUCUGCAAUACACAGAUGUUCUAAACUGGUAUUAGUCUGGCCAACAUCGUGUACAUGAUGCAUAUAUACUGUACAUAACAGAGUAAAUAUGUUUUGCUUAAAAAUAUCUCAUGCACAAUAAAAGAGGAAUCAUCUGG